Molecule: messenger RNA, 705 nt
Organism: Penicillium cinerascens
Lineage: Eukaryota; Fungi; Ascomycota; Eurotiomycetes; Eurotiales; Aspergillaceae
Exons: 2
Coding region: 1-705 (234 amino acids)
Source: RefSeq, a predicted model, not a curated record
AUGGCACCCAGAGAGAAAUAUUCCGAUCCUCAGCUGCGCGAUGAAGUGAAAGAGGAAAUUCACGCCGGCGACAAGGGGGGCAAGCCCGGUCAAUGGUCCGCGCGCAAGGCGCAAAUGAUGGCAUCGGAGUAUAAGAAGCGCGGCGAUGGCUACAACACCAACAAAAAAGAACAGGACUCUUCCCAGAAACAUCUCGACCAGUGGACGAAGGAAGAUUGGCAGACGAAAGAGGGUUCCGGCACUGCAAGAAAGGGUGAUGAUUCGAGGAAACGAUAUCUGCCCAAGAAAGCGUGGGAGCAGAUGAGCGAUAAGCAGAAAGAAGAGACCGAAGAGAAGAAGGUGAAAGCGUCGAAGAAGGGAAAACAGUAUGUUGGGAACACGAAGCGGGCGAAGGAGGCGAGGAAGGAUGCUAGUGAGGGUGAUCAGCCCAGGCACAAUACGCGAAGCAGCGAUGGACAAUCAGAGAAGCCAGUUGGGAGCGACCAUGGCCUCGAUACCGGUGACUCGGCUGAGGAGCUCGUAAAGGGCGACGACCAGGACCAGCGAGAUGGUCAGCGACUGGCUGGCACCAAACGCCGCGCGAAGCAGUCCAAUGCGUCCGUGAAGAAGCAGAAGGAUGAUCUCCAGAAGACCGCGGAAGAAGAUGGCGAGAGUGACGAGGAGGAGUAUGAAGAAGAACAGGGCGAGGAUGAAGAAGACGAAUAA